This is a messenger RNA of Pectinophora gossypiella (pink bollworm), 2341 nucleotides long. Its product is annotated as choline/ethanolamine kinase. Gene Ontology annotation, cellular component: cytoplasm. The record is from RefSeq and is a predicted model, not a curated record. Lineage: Eukaryota; Metazoa; Arthropoda; Insecta; Lepidoptera; Gelechiidae. The coding region runs from base 92 to 2206 and encodes 704 amino acids. Gene Ontology annotation, biological process: CDP-choline pathway; phosphatidylethanolamine biosynthetic process. Gene Ontology annotation, molecular function: ethanolamine kinase activity; choline kinase activity. The transcript is spliced from 16 exons.
CUCUCUAUAUCCUUUACGGGUAAGGCAGGGACGACAAACCAUCAGCUAUUUACAGUAUUUGGACGUAUAUUUUUCUUUCGUCUCUCAGAUAAUGGAGAACAACUCAAAAACAAACCCGAGCAAACAGCAAGACAACCUAACACCAAAAGGCUUCAUCAAUAAGCGGGACAAUUCCUUCCAGCUGCCCGUGAGGGUUCCUCGCCAGUCGACCACCACUGUCGACCCUGUAAAACCGCACCGCCGUCAUCCCCGGAGCGUGUUCAAUGAUCGGGUUAAGGUAAAGGUGUACCAAGACAAUGCUGUCCUGCAGAAGGAGGGGUCCUCCCCAGACCUCAGCGGCGGCAGCGGCGGGUCAGAACUUGUGGUUUCAUCCCACCACGACUUCCGCGAGCACCGUCGCCGCGAACUCUCCCUGCAGUCCUCGAUCAUGGUGCACUCCUCAGGCAGCUCCUCAUCCAGCUCCUUCAGCGGGAACAACUCUAUGGACGAGUCGCUUCACAGGUACAGAGAUGACUUCGACGACAUGAGAUGCAAGAUAAAAAUAUUCGGAGAGUCUCUCAACCUUUGCAACUGCAUCGCGAGCGACUUCAAGGGACGACUGACGUAUAUGGAGCGGAGACUUAAAGGGCUGGAGAGGAGACAGAAACAUGCUGGGAACGAGAGCAACUACUCUCGCAUCAUACAGAAAAAUAAACAGCUGUCGGCUAAAACUAAAGAUUAUGUCCAGAAGCUGCAGAAAUGCGGUACAGAGCAGGAGAUGCGGGAGGUGGCAGGCAAGAUCGUCAAGAACUACCUGCACGGGCUCUGGAAGGUGGUGGAGCCUGAGGACUUGCAGUUCAGGAGGAUCAGCGGAGGCCUAUCAAACUUCAUAUACGUCAUAGGGCUCCCAGCGGACCUGACGCCCCUGUACGCGCGGCUCGACAGCCAGGAAGACGUAGAUGAUGAGACCAAAGCCAUCAGACAACUUGGGGAAGGACUUGACGAGCCCAAACAGGUACUCCUGAGGAUAUACGGACAAGUCCACGGUGAGAGAGCAAUGGACGCCAUAGUGACCGAGUCGGUAAUCUUCACCCUGCUAUCAGAAAGAAGACUCGGGCCCAAACUCUUUGGAGUCUUCUCCGGAGGAAGAAUUGAGGAGUUCAUUCCUGCCCGCGCGCUCUUGACGAGAGAACUGGCAGAUCCGGCGUUGUCAAUGAAAAUCGCCGAGAAAAUGGCUGCCAUUCACUCUAUGGAGAUCCCUCUGUCCAAAGAGCCCACGUUUAUAUGGAAGACCAUGGCUAAAUGGCUCAAGACUGUUAAGGACGAGUGCUUCAACAAUGGAGUUAAGGGGAAGAACGAGGCAGAAGAGAAAGCAAUAAAGCGGCUGAGGGAGAUCAACUAUGACCACGAGAUAGAAUGGCUGAAGAAAUACCUGGCGACUAUCGACUCGCCGGUCGUCUUCUGCCACAAUGACUUGCAGGAAGGCAACAUCCUUCUCCUAGAAGACAUACCCCAGCCAACACAAGAUGAGUUUGAACCAACAACAUUUAUCCAGAAAUACGAUGUACCGGGUGACAGCGACGGUGUCGAGAAGGAACCUUCUAUCACGUCCACUGAAAAUCUCGACUUAGUUGGCGAGGCUUCAAGAGCGGCGUUUUUAACAACAACAGAGACAACGCACGCCGCUCGCGCCUCUUUCAUGGACGCCAACUUCGAGGAAGGCAACACAUCAGACACGAUACUGAGCCACAUCUCCGACAGCGGCGAGCCCAAGAUCUUCCUCAUCGACUUCGAAUACUGCGCCUACAACUUCAGGGCAUUCGACAUUGCCAACCACUUUCAAGAAUGGGCUUAUGACUACACGAAUACAGAACAUCCCUUCUUCUAUGAAAACCACGACCAUUGGCCCACACUGGAACAAAAGGAGAUCUUCAUCAAGGAAUACCUGAAGUGCUACCACUCCCUUGCAGACGACAAGGGUCUAACCGAGCCUAAUAUCGAAGAGGUCAACAAACUACUGGGUGAAGUGGAAGCGUUUGCGCUCGCCAGCCACCUGUUCUGGACCCUCUGGUCUAUUGUCAACGCUAGCAAGAGCCAGAUACCUUUUGGAUACUGGGAGUACGGUCUUUCGCGGCUGGAGACAUACGUAGAGUUAAAACAGGAAGUGAUAAAAAAGGACAAGUUUGGAAUCCCGCAGAAGAGAAAAAUCGAGGAGGUGGACAUAUGAGUGGGAUGCUCGAACCUAACAGUGUAGAUAGAGACAGUGAUUAGAAAGAGAUGGAAAAUGCUGUUACCGUAGGAUAGAGAGAGACGGGUAAGUCUGUGACUUACGCGCUUUGGUUUCGAUCAAUCUAAUAAGGAA